Theobroma cacao (cacao) is the source of this 3999-nucleotide messenger RNA. RefSeq names its product carbamoyl phosphate synthetase B (gene CARB). Gene Ontology annotation, biological process: L-glutamine metabolic process. The record is from RefSeq and is a predicted model, not a curated record. NCBI's taxonomy places the organism in Eukaryota, Viridiplantae, Streptophyta, Magnoliopsida, Malvales, Malvaceae. Gene Ontology annotation, cellular component: cytoplasm. Gene Ontology annotation, molecular function: ATP binding; carbamoyl-phosphate synthase (glutamine-hydrolyzing) activity; metal ion binding.
UCAGCAAACAGAAAAAAAACAGAGUGAUAUACGUACGUGUCCCUAAUGAAAAACCCUAGUUAAAUCUUCAUCUCUGUCACGUUGCUCUUUACACCCUCACUUCACUGCAAAUAACAACAGCAACAGCCAACCCAAAGGAAAAAGAGAAACGAAAGAAGCCAACCAUGAGCUGCUGCAGGAACCUCUCUUCUUCCCCUUCCCAUUUCUGUUCUUUCUCCAAGCCUUUCCUCCCCAAAUCCCUCAGCUUCCCAUUUUUCUUCUCUUCCUCUCCCAACCCCAAAACAGGCCCACGGAAUGCUUUCCACCUCCGCUCAUGGCCACCGCAACGCAGCUUCUCUCUCACCGCAACCAAACGCGUCCCAAUCCAAGCAAAUUCAGCCGCCACCGCCGACGCAAAGGCUCCCAAACUGGGCAAAAGAAUGGAUUUGAAAAAGAUUAUGAUCCUCGGAGCCGGUCCAAUUGUCAUUGGCCAAGCUUGUGAAUUCGAUUAUUCGGGAACCCAAGCUUGCAAAGCGUUAAGAGAGGAAGGGUACGAGGUCGUUUUGAUAAACUCCAACCCGGCAACCAUCAUGACGGACCCGGAUAUGGCGGACCGGACUUACGUAACUCCGAUGACGCCCGAAUUAGUCGAACAAGUCCUCGAAAAAGAACGUCCCGACGCGCUUCUACCCACAAUGGGUGGCCAAACAGCUUUAAACCUCGCGGUGGCGUUGGCAGAGUCCGGGGUUUUAGAGAAAUACGGGGUGGAGUUAAUAGGAGCAAAGCUGGACGCCAUUAAAAAGGCUGAGGAUCGCGAUUUGUUCAAGCAAGCGAUGAAAAAUAUUGGUAUUAAAACCCCGCCUUCAGGUAUUGGGAAUACAUUAGAUGAAUGUAUCGAAAUAGCUAAUGAAAUCGGGGAGUUCCCAUUGAUCAUUAGGCCAGCGUUUACUUUAGGAGGGACAGGGGGUGGGAUAGCUUACAAUAAAGAAGAAUUUGAGGCUAUCUGCAAGGCGGGAUUGGCUGCCAGUUUGACUUCACAAGUUUUGGUUGAGAAGUCAUUGUUAGGAUGGAAAGAAUAUGAGUUGGAAGUUAUGAGGGACUUGGCUGAUAACGUUGUGAUCAUUUGUUCAAUUGAGAACAUUGAUCCAAUGGGGGUGCAUACAGGGGAUUCUAUUACUGUGGCGCCUGCACAGACCUUGACUGACAAGGAGUACCAGAGGUUGAGGGAUUAUAGUGUUGCAAUAAUUAGGGAGAUUGGGGUGGAGUGUGGAGGUUCGAAUGUCCAAUUUGCGGUUAAUCCUGUUGAUGGUGAAGUCAUGGUCAUUGAGAUGAAUCCAAGGGUUUCAAGGAGUUCUGCUUUGGCUUCAAAAGCUACAGGCUUUCCAAUUGCAAAAAUGGCUGCUAAGUUGUCAGUUGGGUAUUCGUUGGAUCAGAUUCCUAAUGAUAUUACAAAGAAAACUCCUGCUAGUUUUGAGCCAUCUAUUGAUUAUGUGGUGACUAAGAUCCCACGGUUUGCAUUUGAGAAAUUCCCUGGUUCUCAGCCAAUACUGACUACCCAGAUGAAAUCUGUUGGGGAAUCCAUGGCUCUAGGCCGCACGUUUCAAGAAUCCUUUCAAAAGGCAGUUCGAUCACUGGAAUGUGGCUACUCUGGAUGGGGUUGUGCAAAAGUUAAAGAACUUGAUUGGGAUUGGGACCAGCUGAAAUACAGUCUGAGAGUCCCCAGCCCAGAUCGCAUCCAUGCUAUAUAUGCUGCAAUGAAGAAGGGGAUGAAAGUGGAUGAGAUAUAUGAGCUGAGUUUGAUUGACAAAUGGUUCCUCACUCAGUUUAAAGAAUUGGUAGAUGUGGAGCAAUAUCUUUUGUCCUGUAAUUUGUCUGAUCUGACAAAGGAUGAAUUUUAUGAAGUCAAGAAGAGAGGCUUCAGUGAUAAGCAAAUAGCAUUUGCAACGAAGUCAUCAGAGAAAGAAGUCCGAGCAAAACGAAUAUCAUUGGGAAUUACUCCAGCAUAUAAGAGGGUAGAUACUUGUGCUGCAGAGUUUGAGGCCAAUACUCCUUACAUGUACUCCUCUUAUGAUUUCGAGUGUGAAUCAGCUCCAACUGAGAAGAAGAAGGUUUUGAUUUUGGGUGGAGGACCAAAUCGUAUUGGUCAGGGGAUUGAGUUUGACUAUUGCUGUUGCCAUACAUCUUUUGCCCUUCAGAAAGCUGGAUUUGAGACAAUCAUGAUGAAUUCAAAUCCUGAAACUGUGUCCACGGAUUAUGAUACUAGUGAUCGUCUUUACUUUGAACCCCUAACAGUUGAAGAUGUUCUUAAUGUUAUUGAUUUAGAAAGACCUGAUGGCAUCAUUGUCCAAUUUGGAGGUCAAACACCCCUUAAGCUGGCUCUGCCCAUUCAGCAUUACUUAGAUGAGCACCAGCCUUUAUGUGCCAGUGGGGUUGGGCAUGUUCGCAUUUGGGGUACAUCACCAGAUUCCAUUGAUGCAGCUGAGGACAGAGAGAGGUUCAAUGCCAUCCUUUAUGAGUUAAAGAUUGAGCAGCCAAAAGGAGGGAUUGCCAAGAGUGAAGGUGAUGCUCUUGCAAUUGCAACAGAUAUAGGUUACCCAGUUGUUGUUAGGCCUUCGUAUGUGUUGGGUGGCCGGGCAAUGGAGAUCGUAUAUAGUGAUGACAAGCUCGUGACAUAUCUAGAGAAUGCUGUUGAGGUGGAUCCAGAACGGCCUGUACUGAUUGACAAGUAUUUAUCUGAUGCAAUUGAGAUUGAUGUAGAUGCACUUGCUGAUUCGCAUGGUAACGUGGUGAUUGGGGGGAUAAUGGAGCACAUUGAACAGGCUGGGAUCCAUUCUGGUGACUCUGCCUGUUCAAUUCCCACGCAAACUAUCCCAUCUGCUUGCUUAGAUACUAUAAGGUCAUGGACUACAAAAUUGGCUAAGAGGUUAAACGUGUGCGGGCUCAUGAACUGUCAGUAUGCAAUCACAGCAUCUGGUGAUGUUUUCUUACUUGAGGCAAAUCCUCGUGCUUCUCGUACUGUACCAUUUGUUUCCAAGGCAAUUGGGCACCCAUUGGCUAAAUAUGCUGCCCUUGUUAUGUCGGGAAAGUCGCUUAAUGAUCUAGGUUUCACAAAAGAGGUGACACCAAAACAUGUGUCAGUUAAGGAAGCUGUUCUUCCAUUUGAGAAGUUCCAAGGUUGUGAUGUGUUGUUAGGACCUGAAAUGAAAAGCACUGGUGAGGUGAUGGGCAUUGAUUUUGAGUUUGCAAUAGCAUUUGCCAAAGCUCAGAUUGCUGCUGGGCAGAAACUACCACUGUCUGGCACUGUUUUCCUCAGCUUAAAUGACUUGACAAAGCCCUAUCUUGAAAGAAUCGCAAAAGCUUUCUUAGGUUUGGGGUUCCAGAUUGUUUCAACAUCUGGGACAGCUCACUUUCUUGAACUAAAAGGUAUCCCGGUGGAACGAGUGCUGAAAAUGCAUGAGGGGCGGCCACAUGCUGGUGAUAUGAUUGCGAAUGGGCAGAUCCAGUUGAUGUUGAUCACAAGCUCGGGUGAUGCACUUGAUCAGAUUGAUGGCCGGCGAUUGAGGAGAAUGGCUCUUGCUUACAAGGUUCCUAUAAUAACAACUGUUGAUGGAGCCUUGGCAAGUGCAGAGGCAAUAAGGAGCUUGAAGUCGUGCGCUAUCAACAUGAUUGCACUUCAGGACUUCUUCGACACCGAGGUAGAAGCAGGGAGUAGCAAAAAUUUGCUGUCUACUUCUUCCUCUCUAUAGAUUGAGUAAGCUUUUUGGGUAUGCACUGACUUUUUUUUCCUCCUCUAUUUGAUGUUCUUUCAUAGUAUGUUUUUCAUUGCCCUUGCCUGGGACAGAAUUUCUUCGAAGUUGCUGUUUUCUUCCCUGAUUUCUUGCUGUCUCAUCUCUAUUCCUGUUAUUUGAUUGAUGAUGACGAAUUUUGAAGAGUGUAGCGUAGUGAAUAUUUAAGCACUGAGAAAUGUAAUAUAUAUGUGUAAUAUGAGGAGGCAAUUUUGAGGUGCCCUUAUGUGUUAUA